Electrophorus electricus (electric eel) is the source of this 3079-nucleotide messenger RNA. RefSeq names its product MAF bZIP transcription factor b (gene mafb). Gene Ontology annotation, cellular component: nucleus. Gene Ontology annotation, biological process: regulation of transcription by RNA polymerase II. NCBI's taxonomy places the organism in Eukaryota, Metazoa, Chordata, Actinopteri, Gymnotiformes, Gymnotidae. The record is from RefSeq and is a predicted model, not a curated record. Gene Ontology annotation, molecular function: RNA polymerase II cis-regulatory region sequence-specific DNA binding; DNA-binding transcription factor activity, RNA polymerase II-specific.
CAUUUUUGUUUAACAGAUUUUGGCAUGCCGUUAAAGGACUAAGUGUAUAACAAGUCAUAUACAAUAAAAACACGAACCAUGACCUCGACUGUAUGCGUUUAAUGCGGUACUUCAGUCUACACCACCUCAAUUUGUCAACGUAUUUACUCUAAAAGCGUAUGCAAACUGUUACAUAAAAUUGACUGUCACCCGAUUAAUUAACCUAAAAACGUAGAGUCAAUAUUUUAUAUUUCUUGAAGAAAACGUGCAAUAGCUCGCUUAUUUGUGGUAAACGAGUUAAGAAUCGGAGCUCGGUUAUCAGUCAGGUUAUCAGUUCAGAAAACUUUGUUUCUUCUCUAGUAUGUAAAUUAGCUCUCAGAUUGAGCAAGCCUAUUGGCUACGAUUCCGAGUCAAUUUCCUAUUUCAAACCUGACGUCAGGGCAGCUAUAAAACUCAGCAAUGCUUUUAUACUCGUCUGCCGGGUGAUCCUUUAAAAACUCUACAAGCCCGCAGUCUUCUUUUUUUUCCAGCAAAGCAACAAUUUGUCAGUCACAUGCACGUUAACCUCCUCAGUUUUAGGCUAUUGUAGGAAAAAAAGAAGCCAUGAAGUGUUAAAUGUUUCAAAUUCAGACGCGCCGACAUUCGCAUGCAAAGAGAGGAACGGGAGAGACGAGUGCGCUGCUCUAAUGCGUCUGUGCCACGUCUGUGAGAGGCGAAAAAAAAGCGGGCUGUUAAUUUAUAAAAUAAAUCCACGCCGCAAAAGCCGACGCUUUUUCUUGUUUUCGAAGAAUUAAAUAAAGAAAUCAAGCUGGCUCACACUGUCUCGAACCCGACCAGUUUGACAGCCGCUCUUCACCCCCUUUGGAGGACUGUCAACAGCAAAAGGAUGGCAUCAGAACUGGCAAUGAGCAACUCCGACCUGCCCACCAGUCCCCUGGCCAUGGAAUAUGUUAAUGACUUCGAUCUGAUGAAGUUUGAAGUGAAAAAGGAGCCGGUGGAGCCCGAUCGCAGCAUCAGCCAGUGCACCCGCCCGAUCGCCGGGGGAUCCCUGUCUUCCACACCGAUGAGCACGCCUUGCAGCUCGGUUCCUCCUUCUCCAAGCUUCUCGGCGCCUAGUCCGGGCUCCGGGAGUGAACAGAAGGCACAUUUGGAGGAUUUCUACUGGAUGACCGGUUACCAACAGCAGCUGAACCCGGAGGCUUUGGGUUUCAGCCCCGAGGACGCCGUGGAGGCGCUGAUCAACAGUAGUCACCAGCUUCAGACCUUCGAUGGCUAUGCUAGAGGGCAACAAUUUACCGGCGCAGCCGGGGCAGGAGGCAGCAUGGCCGGGGAGGAGAUGGGAUCAGCAGCCGCCGUUGUCUCCGCAGUUAUCGCGGCUGCUGCAGCGCAGAACGGGGGUCCUCACCACCACCACCAUCACCACCAUCACCACCACGCUGCAGGACAUCACCCAGCGCCUGGGGUCCCGACAAACGGCACUUCGGGAGGAAACCACCAACAUACGCGCCUGGACGAACGAUUUUCGGACGAACAGUUGGUGACCAUGUCGGUGCGAGAGCUCAAUCGGCAGUUACGGGGGGUCAGCAAAGAAGAGGUGAUCCGGCUCAAACAGAAGAGGAGGACCCUCAAAAACAGAGGCUAUGCCCAGUCCUGCCGCUUCAAGCGGGUUCAGCAGCGGCACGUGCUGGAAGGGGAGAAGACCCAGCUCAUGCAGCAAGUGGAUCACCUCAAACAGGAGAUCUCCAGGCUGGUCCGGGAGAGGGACGCGUACAAAGAAAAAUACGAGAAGCUCAUCAGUAAUGGCUUCAGAGAAAACGGAUCCAGCAGUGACAACAACCCUUCCUCCCCGGAGUUUUUCAUGUCUUCGAGAAAAUUUCUCCACCUGUGAUAUGAUGACCCUUGCUUUUGGCCCCUGCAGUCUGAGGUCCUGUAACUCUGGAAUGCGUCUGGCUUAGACUGACCCAUGGCACCAAGACUGCCCCAAAGCACAACCUCUCCAAAGUCCAAUCCCCUUAUAAAACAGAGGAAGAAGAGGAAGAACACAGCAGGUGUAAAAAGACCAAUCCUGGUGCCAUUGUUCAGUCUCCAGUGCCGACCUGCCCCCUCCUUAAAUCAACAGGUCUCCGCACGGGCUGCCGUCUCCAGGGGAAAUGACCAACACCACCAUAUACAGGGGGAACGACACCAACAUUCUCCAAACUAAAAGGACAAUUAUUUUAAAAAGAAAAAGAAAAAAAAAAGACGAGCUCAAAGAGAGAAAUUCCAGCUGAAAUUUCGUAAGACUGCGAGACUUUUUGCCCUCAGGCAGCAUGGGCGCUCCUGUUGUCCUCAGAGUUGCUGCUUCAUUGUAAUUAGCAUUAGCAUAGCAUUUUGUAAAAGAUGAGCCUAGCUGCGAUCUGGAGGCAGAUAGGAUUACGAAUUAUAAUAAUAUUCAGAAACAUAAGCUCAUUAGUUCUGCACCCAAUGUAAUGUAUAACAUUGUACAGCAUAUCUAAACAGGCAGAUUCUUAGGAUGUUUCAGUGGUCAUGUCUGUAAAUAGAAAACUACAAACAUACGUUUCCGCCACAUCGUAAUUUUGGUACAGCAUUUAUUUACUCAUGUCAACCUAUAGAUUCAAUGGACAAUAACAACAACUCAAUUCCAAAGGUUGUGGUGAACAUUAGUGCAGAGUGCACCAUGGAGAUUCACCUUUAACACGGCAUUUUCUUUCUCAGAGCAUAUUUACCAGAAAAGCCCCUACAUGGAACACGUGGUGCUAGCCUACACUUGUUCGGAGAGCGGUGUACAGUAUUCAUGAGCCAGCUGGAAUGGGUGCGCAGGUGGAACGCGAGAGGAUGCCACGGCCCGGUAGUUCCUGGGAGGAGCGGUGCCAAACGCCGACUGCGCCCCCGUCUCUGCUCGGGCAGGCGCCGUGCUGGCUGUGGUACGCGACCACAUCCGUGCAGAGCAGCAACCACCAGGAUCCUCCAUGUGGCUGGACUUGGCAGCUUUUUGUACAGUAUCACACAGACUACUCUAUUCCUUUUUGUUUCUCUCUCUCUCUCUCUCUCUCUCUCUCUCUUUCUAAUCAUUUUAAAAAAGAGAGAGAGAGAGAGAGAG